Fomitopsis serialis is the source of this 1641-nucleotide messenger RNA. RefSeq names its product cytochrome P450. Gene Ontology annotation, molecular function: monooxygenase activity; oxidoreductase activity, acting on paired donors, with incorporation or reduction of molecular oxygen; iron ion binding. The coding region runs from base 1 to 1641 and encodes 546 amino acids. Lineage: Eukaryota; Fungi; Basidiomycota; Agaricomycetes; Polyporales; Fomitopsidaceae. The record is from RefSeq and is a predicted model, not a curated record. The transcript is spliced from 10 exons.
AUGGGCCUGCUUCUCAGUGUUCUGCGCGUAGUCGCGCUUCUUGGUACGGCAUACGUGCUCUUCAAUGUCUUGAAGAAUUACUUCAGCCGUUCGCCCCUGGACAACAUCCCCGGUCCCCCGUCAGGUCAUUGGUUCAAAGGGAACCUGGGGCAACUCUUCGAUCGUGCUGGUUGGGACUUCAACCAUGGAAUAGGCCUCAAAUACGGUCCUGUCUUGAAAUUACAUGGCAUGUUGGGGACCAGGCAGCUCUUCGUAUUCGAUCCUACCGCUCUCUCUAGCAUCAUCGUAAAGGAUCAAUACAUAUAUGAGGAGGCGCCCGAGUUCAUUGCCUCAAUGCACUGCAUGUUGGGCGACGGUCUGCUCGCUACCCUUGGGGAACGUCACCGCAAGCAACGCCGGCUCUUGAAUCCCGUCUUCUCCGUCGCGCACAUGCGACACAUGCUUCCCAUCUUCUACAACAUAACGGCCAAGCUCCAAGAAGCCAUUGCUGUGCGAAUCAAAGCUGGCCAAGAACAAGUCGACGUCCUCGACUGGAUGGGCCGCACCGCGCUUGAGCUCGUCGGUCAGGCCGGCCUAGGAUGGUCCUUUGACCCACUCGUCAAGGACACGGUGGAUCACAAUCUGGGUACCGCCGUCAAGGCUAUCGUCCCGACUCUCUUCCCUCUCCGUCUCGUCCGACCUCUCCUUCCCCUCGCUACGAAGAUUGGCCCCCCGGCUCUCCAGCGCAAACUGAUUGACCUCAUCCCCAACGUACAGUUGAAGCGUGCGAAGCAGAUAUCCGACGAGAUUCAGAACCACUCGCGCAGGAUCUUUGAGGAGAAGAAGCGGGCGAUGCGCGAGGGAGAUGAAGCCGUCACGCAUCAGAUCGGUGAGGGCAAGGACGUCAUGAGCAAGCUCAUGCAAGCGAACACGAAUGCUUCUGAGGAGGACAAGCUGCCCGAGGACGAGCUGCUCGGACAGAUGGCUACGUUCAUCUUCGCCGGCAUGGACACGACCUCGAACGCGCUUGCACGAACACUCGAUCUUCUCUCCAAGCACCCGGACGUCCAGAACAAGCUCCGUGAAGAAAUACUCGAGGCCGUCCGCGAGCACGGCCCCGAGAUCCCGUACGACGUUCUCGUCGAGCUGCCCUACUUGGACGCCGUCUGCCGUGAAACCCUCCGUCUGUAUGCUCCCGUCCCACACUUAAUCCGGAAGACGCGUCAGGACAUCGUCAUGCCCCUCUCAACACCGAUCCGCGGCGUCGACGGUACACUUAUCAACGAAAUUCCCGUACCCGAGGGCACGAUCGUCCACAUCGGCAUCCUCGCGUCGAAUCGCAACCCGGCAUUGUGGGGCCCCGAUGCCGCGGAGUGGAAGCCCGAGCGCUGGCUGAACCCCCUGCCCGACGUCGUCAAGGACGCGCACAUCCCUGGCGUGUACUCGCAUCUGAUGACCUUCUUGGGCGGCGGACGCGCGUGCAUCGGGUUCAAGUUCUCUCAGCUUGAGAUGAAGGUAGUCCUGUCCGUGCUCCUGGCAAACUUCACCUUCGCUCCGUCUGGCAAGGAGAUACGCUGGAAUGUGGCUGGUAUCCAGUACCCGACUGUUGGCAUGAACCUGGUACCCGAGCUGCCGAUGAAGCUUGGGUUCGUCAAGGCUUGA